AUGUACCAUAUCGAGCAGGACGUGUUGACGUACGUGGCGCGUCUGACCCACAAAGGAGCCCAUGGUGAGCCACAAGGUCCGUGCGGGUGCGAGCAGGUAGCUUGCUGCGUCCUGGUAUCUAAGAGCUCCUCGAAUUCCAGCGUCCCGAUACGUGUCCCAGCCAGCGUCAAUGAACACGGCGACCACGCCAGCAGCGCUCCGUGUAUUCGGACGUCCGGGGCGUCAAGUACGACGGGGGGUGGCUAA
Molecule: messenger RNA, 246 nt
Organism: Peronospora matthiolae
Lineage: Eukaryota; Oomycota; Peronosporomycetes; Peronosporales; Peronosporaceae
Source: the annotation of a GenBank genome assembly